GUCGGGCUCUCGCCGCUUGGGCAGCAACAUUGCAGACAUCAACCCGGACCGCUUUGCUGUCAUCCCGACCUCUACGACCCUUUCUCUUCGCCUCAGCUCCUGGGCCCAGUCGCUUAACUAAAUCACGCCGAUUUGCAACAGCAGUCGACUCGUUUACUCCAUCCAAGUCUCUACCCCCAUCCACCGAGAUGAUCUUGCCUUCUAGUGAUGAGGCUGAGCUCGGUACCUCGUCGGAUCCACUGCCCCCGAAUUUGACUUUUCAGGCGUAUGUCGGCAAGGGGAAGGGAGUCAGCAAACAGCCUCAGCGACCGGGAUUGGUAAUUCACCAAUCGCCUCCCGACCCACAUACCCCAUUCAUUGUCCCAUUAUCCGAUUUAUCCUCUCUGCAUCCAACUCAAUCUGCGACUUCUGGUGAGACGAUCAGCCUUCCACGCUCUGUGUUUGGGGUUCCUCUUCGUCGAGACAUUCUUCACCGGUGUGUCGUGUGGUUUCUGUCCACACUCAGAAAAGGCAAUCAAUCCACAAAGACCCGGUCCACUGUCGCCUAUUCAGGUCGAAAACUUCGACCGCAGAAGGGAUCCGGCAGAGCUAGAGUGGGUGAUGCGUCCAGUGGAACUCGACGAGGAGGUGCUCCUAUCUUCGCCCUUCAGCCGCGUGAUCAUGCUCAGUUACUGAAUCGUAAGAUUCGGGUCCUUGGAAUGCGUGUGGCACUGUCAUCCAAGUUGAAAACUGGGCUGCUGCGAGUUGUGGGUGAUUUGAAUGAAGGAGGGUGGCUUGGAACGAGAGAAGCGGAGCUGGCGCUCUCUGAUUCGGUCGAGUGGGUCCCGGUCGAACCUUCUCCGCCAACAUCUACGGGCGACGUCUCGAAGUCGGAAGAUGGCGCUGAGGAGAUGGAGGAGGCACGGGUGACUGAACGAUUCGGACCGCGCAAGGAACUCAGCAUCCUUUUCGUUCACCACGGACAGACAAAGCAAGUGGCUACCUUCGAAAGGGCGGUCCGUAAUCUGCCCGGCGUAGAGGUAAUGUCUAUCGACGACGUGCAGGUCUAUCAUAUAAUCAAAUUCAAGUGGUUGAUUAUGGACAAAGCUGCAGUUGAUGAUGUGGUCUCUCGCUUGGGUGGAGAGACGGCCAUCCAAGGCUUGGUAGGGGAUGAGAGUGAUGUCGAGGGAUUGCAAACUGUCACACAGUGAUAUAAUAGGAGCAUGCAUAUGCAGUGAUCAUG
Messenger RNA from Tremella mesenterica DSM 1558, 1222 nucleotides. RefSeq lists its product as uncharacterized. Gene Ontology annotation, biological process: translation. The transcript has 6 exons. Gene Ontology annotation, cellular component: ribosome. The record is from RefSeq and is a predicted model, not a curated record. The coding region runs from base 189 to 1190 and encodes 333 amino acids. Gene Ontology annotation, molecular function: structural constituent of ribosome. Lineage: Eukaryota; Fungi; Basidiomycota; Tremellomycetes; Tremellales; Tremellaceae.